UGACGACAACAGAGCGAGCCAUUCGACGUGCGACUUUACCGCGAAAACGAACCUGCGUGUCCGGAAGAAGAAGCUCGGUUCAUGUCGGCUGGGUUUGACGUUCCAGUGGAGAUCUGCGCCGUGUCCGCCGCUCAGGAUGUUCUGUGAGAAAGCCGUGGAGCUGAUCAGAGAGCUGCACCGCCUCAGCGACGGACAGCUGCCCGCCUUCAAUGAGGACGGGCUCCGGCAGGUUCUGCAGGAGAUGAAGGUUCUGUACGAGCAGAACCAGAGCGACGUGAACGAGGCUAAAGGUGAAGGCCGGGCCGACCUCAUCCCGUCCAUCAAGCUGCGGCACAGCUGCCUGCUGAGGAACCAGCGCUGCCUCGCCGCCUACCUCUACGACCGGCUGCUGAGGAUCCGGGCGCUGCGCUGGGAGUACGGCAGCGUCCUGCCCGCCAACGUGCGCUUCCACAUGUGUGCAGAGGAGCUGGAGUGGUUCAGUCAGUAUAAGAAGUCGUUGGCGACGUUCAUGCGCUCUCUGGGCGGAGACGAGGGGCUGGACAUCACACAGGACAUGAAGCCGCCAAAGAGCCUCUACAUAGAGGUUCGCUGUCUGAAGGAUCACGGCGAGUUUGAGAUCGACGACGGCACCGUCAUCCUGCUGAAGAAGAACAGCCAGCACUUCCUGCCGCGGUGGAAAUGCGAGCAGCUGAUUCGUCAGGGCGUGUUGGAGCACGUCAUCUCCUGAGCCGCUGGGGAUUCUGGGAGCUGAGGAGGGGACGGUGAUGUCAUCGGUGUCCUACAAAUCUCAUCCAAUCAGGAAAACUGAAACAGGAAUAAUUUAUAGUUAAAUUACAGAGAAAUGAAAUGGGCUCGUGGAGCUGCGGACGUCCCGGGACGCCUGCAAGGAUCCCCAAACCCCCGAAACCCUCCAGACGAGUUUCCAACAAACAGCAAUAUAAAACAUUAGCUCCCAUGAUGCUUUGCGAGAGGCCAGGCAGCGGGUGUAGGACAGGACAUUUUAUUGCAGUCGGCAGUGCACUUUGAUCCAAACUGAACAUGUGAAGCAACGUGUGUCAGGAAAAUACAUAUUCAUUAAAAAAAACAGAAAUAAAACAAUAUUCCAAG
Molecule: messenger RNA, 1107 nt
Organism: Myripristis murdjan (pinecone soldierfish)
Lineage: Eukaryota; Metazoa; Chordata; Actinopteri; Holocentriformes; Holocentridae
Gene: gins1
Product: GINS complex subunit 1 (Psf1 homolog)
Exons: 7
Coding region: 137-727 (196 amino acids)
Biological process (GO): DNA replication; DNA strand elongation involved in mitotic DNA replication
Cellular component (GO): GINS complex
Source: RefSeq, a predicted model, not a curated record